Messenger RNA from Labrus bergylta (ballan wrasse), 4591 nucleotides. RefSeq names its product cholesterol 7-desaturase nvd. Gene Ontology annotation, biological process: cholesterol metabolic process. Lineage: Eukaryota; Metazoa; Chordata; Actinopteri; Labriformes; Labridae. Gene Ontology annotation, molecular function: oxidoreductase activity; 2 iron, 2 sulfur cluster binding. The record is from RefSeq and is a predicted model, not a curated record.
GCCUGGACGGGGACUGAAGAAAGCCUCAGUAAGGGGGAAGAUGGUCAGUCAGAACAUGUGCACUGGGAAGACAGCUGCUCUUAUUGCCCUUGGAGCAGGUGCAUCGCUUUUCUUCCGAGGAGGCAAAGAGCAGAUUGACCAAGCAGACAUCGAGUCCCCGAUAUGGGGAGAAAGAUAUUUUCUAAACCGGGCAGUGCUCUGCCUCACCGCCGGAGUUUCCCUCUUCGCCUUGGGCUGGCUCUACAAACUUCUCUUCUGCCCCUUGGAGCUGCUGAAAGCUCCCGAUGAGGUGGGAUACAUCGCCGAGGACGGUCGCUCCAGAGCCCGGGCUGCAAACGAGGUGCGCCGCAGGCGGAAAGUCGGAGAUCUGCCUCCGGUUUAUCCGAACGGCUGGUUCCGAGUGCUGGACUCACACCUGUUGGAGAGGGGCGAGGUCAAAAACGUCACUGUUGUAGGGGAGCAGGUGGCAGUGUUUCGGGGCCAGGAUGGGAAGGCCUACGUGUUGGAUGCCUACUGUCCUCACCUGGGUGCAAACCUGGCCAUGGGAGGACGAGUGGUGGGAAGCUGCAUAGAGUGCCCCUUUCAUGGAUGGCAGUUUGAUGGGAACAAUGGAAAGUGUGUGAAGAUCCCCUAUGCAGAAAAAGUGCCAGAGUUUGCCGAAGUGCGCAGCUGGCCCAGCAGUGAGGUCAACGGCCAGAUCCUGGUUUGGUUUCACUGUGACAGAGUUGAACCUCAGUGGACCGUCCCCGAGCUGCAGGAAAUCACACAGGGCGACUGGGUGUAUCGGGGGAGAACUGAACAUCUCAUCAAUGCUCACAUACAGGAAAUUCCUGAAAAUGCAGCAGACAUCGCUCACCUUAAUUUCCUGCAUACGCCAGGUAUUGUCAGUGGAGUAGAUCUGCGUUACACCAAAAGUAAGACCUGGGAGUUUUUACAGCAUGACUGGAAGGCCCAAUGGGAACCAGAGUCAGAGCCCAACAAGCAUUGUUCUAAGAUGUUGUUGAAACAUGCCAUCACUGUGUUUGGACGCCACUGCUCUCUGCUGGAUGUCAAUGUUGUGGCCAGACAGGUGGGUCCAGGAGUGGUGUUUCUGCAGUUUGAGCACAAUUUCCUGGGCCGGGGUGUCAUCCUGCACUGUGUGACUCCAGUGGAGCCUCUGCUUCAGUGUGUCUCUCACAUCAUCUUCUACCAGUCCAACAUCCCAGCUAUAGUGCCAAAGUUCAUCCUCAGAGCAGAGUGCACUCAGUUUGAGCGAGACGUGAUGAUCUGGAACAAUAAGAAGUACAUCUCCAAGCCUCUCCUGGUGAAGGAGGACUCAGCCAUCCAGAAGCACAGGCGCUGGUACAGUCAGUUUUACAGCAAGAACAGCCCGCGGCUGCAGCACCAGCGCGACACUUUGGACUUUUGACCUCACUGAACUACAGGAGGAGAGAUCAGCAGGAGCGACGUCAGGUCAGGGCUGACAUUAAUCAUCAGUCUCAGAGGGGAGAUUUGUAUCCCUCGCGCAUAAUGAAUUCAAGGACGAGAGGACACCUGAUUCGUUGUCAGAUAGGGCAGGGUGCUCUCUCUCUUCAUUUUUUAAUUCUUCGUUCCAUAAGUAAUAUUACUUAACAGCCCUAUAUAUGCAAGUGCCGAUUGGAUUCGUGAAACUAUGUGUGUUGAUUCAGCUCAGAAAUGUGAGAGCUGAAGGAAACCCACCUAAAAUUUAAAGCAAACUUUACUAGAGCACUACAACUCCAUUGUUGUAACGCCAACUACGCAAAAGAAAAUCAAAGCUCUGCAGAAUGUGAUCAAAUAUGUACACUGUGACUCUUAUAUAACCAGUCACCAGUAACCAGCCGAUUUUGUUUUCUGUCAGUUUGAUGUUUGGUUCAUCACCUGGCUCUAGUUUUGAGUUCAGUCAAAAGGCUUCAUCUCUCAGUCCCGCAAUCUGGUGUCGGCUACUUUUUCUCUUCUACAUUAGAAAAUAUGAACCUGAUCUUUGAAAUUACAAGUUUGAAUUUUACUUUGUGAUCUCCCUGAGCUUGUCACUCUACGUGUGUGUGUGUUUUUGUUUUAAGUUUGACAUCUCAGGUUUAUUAAUAGCCAGCUGACAGUGAUUUUCUAGCCACGGUAAUGUGCAGUGACAAUUUAAAGGACCACAUCACCAUUAUUUUCAGGUUUAUUUUUUGCUAAAUGUUGUCAUAGUAUGACUAGAAUUGGCAUGAUUUUUAGUUAUUACCUUUAAAGUAGAGCCCGACCCAUAUCAAGCGACUAUCGGCUAAUUUGAUCGCAAAUAUGCGCCGAUAUUACUAGAUUUAUUCACUGGUCAAAAAUCAUUUCAUUUGAGAUUCAUUGUAUUAAACUUUUUCACCAGCAGAGGGUGCUAUAUGGAUUACAACAAGCAUCAUCACUCUCUAGGUGUCAAGCGGCAGUUAUCUUCCAGUUGAGUGACCAUCUCGUCUACGUUAUACUUUAUAUCUUUUCCACAAGUGUUUGAUAACUGCAUUGAGGGGGGGGUUUAAUUAAUGCAUUAAAUGUGAAUAUCGGUAUAGAUAUCUAUAUAUGCUGAUAUAUCGGUAAUGGAUGUCAUUCCCUCCCCAACGUCGAUAUUGGUAUUGUCCCCAAAAUCUCGUAUUGGUCAGGACCUACUUUAAAGAUCACAUAUUAUGCUAAAUACACUUUACCAUGGUUUCUGAACACUAAUAUGUGUCCCUAGUCUGUCUACAAACCCCCCAAUUAUGAGAAAAGGCCAUCCUGUUUAUCUCUUGGUGGGGGGGGGGAAAUCACAUGUGACGUUGAAAACUGUUUUAAGCUAGUAGAGAAGCAAUAUCCUGAAACCAACAAAAAAUAAAGUGAAUUCUCUAAAACAGGCACUUACUUUAGUUAGUGAGUAAAGGCAAAAGUUAUCUAACACAUUAAUGUAGGUCGAUAUUCACUUUUUCCAAUCGCUCUCUGCCGACUCAAGAGAAAAAUGAACUGGCUGCUUUGCUGCCAAACUCUCCAUUGUGUUCAUUAUCAGCAAGUCUCACUAAGUAAAGCAAGGGUCAAAACAUUGAGACCCAAAAUAAAGAGGGAUGUCACGCAGAUUGAAAAGUUUGAACCUAGAGCUUUAUUUAUAUACAUAUCCAAAAUAUUUAAAAGAUAAAGAAUAAACUAGAUAAAACAAAAGUGACUGGAGACCCCGACCAACAAGAACAAAAGAUGGGAAGUUGCUGAGCCAUUCCAACGUGUUGUCGCUCUGUGUGGAAAAAAAUAAAAAUACCUUGAGGAAAAGGAGUAAAAGUUGGAAGGGGAUACAAAAGCCGCUCACCACAUGCUUCCCUUCCUGCUCCUCUAAGUGCCCCCGUCCUCCCUGAGUGUUGUUCAGCAGGCAGAGGGAGGAAGAGAACGAGGGAAAGAGACACGUUACAGUCUCUAUGUUUGCACUGCAGGCAAAGGUGACCCAAAUCAAAUUUUGUAUGCUCAUAUGCGAUCAGUUUUUUUUUAAUGACAGUUUGAACAGUGUGGAUGUAGCAGCCGUUCUCAUCUGCUCAUAGAUUCCACUGAACAUCCAUUUCCGCAUGAAAUCGUAAACCACAGGAUUCUGAUACAGGCCACAAAAAUAACCUGAACAGCCAAGCAAAAGAAAAUGGAUCUGAGUCAUGAAUCCAGAUUUAUCAUUGAGGCUUGCAGUGUGAAUGUAGUCGAACUCUUUUUGCCUCUGCUGUGGUGAUAGUGGCUACAUAAAGUCAGAUUUUAGAGUUUGUCUGCUAAAAACACCAUAAGGGGGAUACGAAUGUAACUUCUUUCAGAUGCAAGUAUCCUUAUAUAACCACUGAUAUUAUACAAUUAUUGGUCACAGCUACUUAAAAGCACAGACAGGAUAUGGAUCUUCUUAUCUCAUCAUUAAAAAAAGAGGAGAUUUGCCUUUUUCCCAUAGUGUUUUUUUUUUGUUCAGCCAUGCUGGAGCACACAGUUAUUUGUCAUUUUUUAAAUCUGGAACAUGGCGACAAUAAAGUGUUUGAAUAUUAAAAGAUUAUGAUCAUAUACCUCUGAUACGACAUGAAAGGAAAUGAUUGACACAGAUUGAAUAGCAUUAAAACACUAAAUGACCAUUUGAAUAAUAAAUUGCAUAAUUUUUGCAAUUAUGCGACAAUUUAAAAAUAAACCUAUAUGUAUAGGUAUAAAUAUAUAAAUAAAUGUAUAUUUGGACAUUUCAGAAUUGUGUGGCUGUAAAAUGAAAAGUGUUAAUUUUGAUACUCAUUUAUUAAAAUAAAAAAUGUGUUCCUGUCACUGCUCUAUUAGAUUUGCUCAUGAGACAGCAUCCAGUAGUUAUACAUGCAUUUUGAUUUUGUUUGUUUAUUCCUGGUGCACAAUGUUGAAACGCCUGAACAUUUUUGAUCAUGUAAGACUAAAAAGCAUAAAAGCAGUGAUGUUCAGCCUGUGGUGAAGAGGUCGGUUAUGUGGGAUUACUUGGCAUUACAUACAUUUUCCAUUUGAUCAUCAGACAAACAUAGAAGAGAGAAGAAACACGUAUACACGGUAACGAUAACGCUCAAUGCCUUUUCAUAUAUCAGAUCAACACCUUUACUUCUGUUCCUGCUUAAUAAUAAAAUCUAUUUUUAUAAGA